Messenger RNA from Moneuplotes crassus, 1475 nucleotides. The record is from the annotation of a GenBank genome assembly. Lineage: Eukaryota; Ciliophora; Spirotrichea; Euplotida; Euplotidae.
AAUGGAUAAGAUUAGUGUGAAUGACCUAUCAAAGGUUAUUGAAUAUGCUCAUUGAUAUGUCAAAGACUGUGGAACAUUGAGCAGCCUUGUCUGAGGUAUUCUCUUAGGCAAGAAUAUAACACAACCUGACAAAGCUAUUGAGAAAGUGCUUGAAAUGAAUCAGCUCAGCGUGAACAUUGGACUCACUCCCGAGAAAGAGAUUAUCAUGCAUAGUACACAGACUCUUAAGAAUUGUACCCAGGAGAAUGAACAUAUGAAGAUGUUACUUUCAACCAAGCUUGAAAGUCAAGUACAAUUAGGAAACAAUAAUCAUAAGAAUUCAGGAACUAUCUUUGAACAAGCUCAAAGAGACAAUUCCAGGAAAAUGAAAAGAUUUCAGAAAGAAAAAGACAAAGAGUUAGGAUAUCCAUGGCACAAGAAUAUCAAAGUUGAGACUUCAAAUCCAAAUAUGAGUUAUGCACCUAUGCACACCAUGUAUCCAGAUUAUACAAGGCCGAUUGAUAAUACUCAUUGUAGCAGUAGAGCUGGGACAGUUGACCCCAACCUCAAUGGAAGUCUCAUUGAUUCCGACUCUGGAGGAUAUGUUGAUGGAAAAAUGAAUGUCAGUAAACAAAAUGCAACUAUUAACUUUAAGAACAUGAAGUUUGGGAUAUCUUCAAAUAGCCAAGUCUAUAACAAAACCCCAUUAGAUUAUCCUCCUACAUCGUCAAGUGAGGAAGGACAAAAUGAAGAGUCUUCGUACAAAUGUCAGGUUAGUAAUAGGUCCCAAAAGAGACAGAACUCGAAGAGGAGGGCUAGAAUUGGCACAUACAAGAGUAGAUGAAGUAUAUGUCAGAAGCAUUUAACAAAAUCACCUUCUGUCAAGAACUCAGAUUGCCAUCACUGGUACCAUAAUGAAUGUCUUCAGGAAUAUAUCAAGGGCAAGAUAGAGCAAUACAGUUUCCCAUUUAGGUGUCCGAUCAGAGCAUGCACAAGGAAACUUGGUAGGACAAAUGUAGGGAAGGUAAUCCAGAACCCAACAGAUCUGGAAAAAUUUGAUAUCCUAAAUUUGCUGAACAGAGUUGAAAAGGGAAAGAAAGUUUUUUUAUGGUGCAAGAUUUGCGACUAUUUAUUUACACUCCCGAGGUAUGACGUCUAUAAGUGUUUGAAAUGCUAUCAGAUGUCACUAAAAGUAAAAUCAAUGCUUGAAGAUACAGUUAAGAAAUUCAAAAAACCAAAUCUAAAAGAAGACCCACUUUUUACUAAAAUGUAUAACAAGUGCAAGCAAGAAAUGCAGAGAUGUUUCAAAUGUUACUAUUGGAUCCAAGAUAUUCCAGGUUGUGAGAAUUUCAAAUGAAGGUGUAAAGAUGAAGAUAAGACUGAUUCCAAAGAGCCUUCAACUAGAGAUUCAUAACUAUUCUCUUGCCAAAUAUCCAAGAGGGAUAAAACCCUAAGAGGAUAGUUUAAUUUUCCAUGAAUAUAUCUUUCAACAUUUU